This is a messenger RNA of Ochotona princeps (American pika), 310 nucleotides long. Its product is annotated as large ribosomal subunit protein eL38-like. Gene Ontology annotation, biological process: protein-RNA complex assembly; translation. The record is from RefSeq and is a predicted model, not a curated record. Gene Ontology annotation, cellular component: cytosolic large ribosomal subunit; ribosome. Gene Ontology annotation, molecular function: structural constituent of ribosome. NCBI's taxonomy places the organism in Eukaryota, Metazoa, Chordata, Mammalia, Lagomorpha, Ochotonidae. The coding region runs from base 64 to 276 and encodes 70 amino acids. The transcript has a single exon.
CAAAAAGCAAGGCACUCUGGUGCCUGGCUGCCCGGUGCUGCCCGCUGCCCGUUGCCCGUCGCCAUGCCUCGCAAAAUCGAAGAGAUCAAGGACUUCCUGCUGACAGCGUGGCGCAAGGAUGCCAAGUAUGUCAAGAUCAAGAAAAACAAGGACAGCGUGAAGUUCAGAGUGCGCUGCAGCAGGUACCCGUACACGCUGGUCAUCACGGACAAGGAGAAGGCGGAGAAGCUCAAGCAGUCGCUUUCCCUAGGCCUGGCGGUGAAGGAGCUGAAGUGAAGAGAAUGCUGGAACUGCAUUAAAGUUUUUAAAU